CACGAGUGAUCCCGAGGAUCGAAGCAGAAUACACGCACACAAUGUAGACAACCUCGAUCUCAGCUUCAUCUGUAGUAUCAAUCAUUCCAUUCUGCACUACACUUGUGCAAUAGUAGCCAUGAUUAGACGAACGUUGGCAUUAUUAUCCAAACGAAUGACGAUCCCACGUCUUUCACCCACGCAUACUCAAGCGAGAAUAACCGAAUUUUUGGUCAAACAAGGCGAUUCGGUGGAGCCCUAUGACACGGUCUUCAUUGUGGACUGUUCUCCUGACUUUAUCACUCCAGGGUUUCGAGAUAGUCCUGACCAGAUAGUGUCCAUGAUCAUUGAGAACCAGGAAGAUGGCGUCAUUCAAGAAUUGCAGACGAAACUCAUUGGACAAUGGCUGGAUGUCGAUACCCCCAUUGGAAUCAUUCAUGACGGGGAUGACGACACGGAUGGUGAUUGGACGUGGCAAGCAUACAAAAAUGAAUGAUUGACUACUAGAUCUACUAGCAAAUUAUGAAUGGCAAAUCUCAUCGCAUCAUCAUGUCCAUUCCUUUGACAAGAAUGAUUGAUGUUUUUUACUACAAUGUCAUGUGUUGUCUCCACUCACUUUCUCUGCUCUUCACGAAUCACUCGCUUUUCCAUCAAUGUCAAAAACCUCACUGGAGUCUUGACAACCCGAAGUCGAAAUCGUUCAAAGUACCCUACACUUUCACCCGAAUGCUGUACUGGAAAUCCCUUUGUCUCCUCUGUUUCGGUCGAGUUGUUGGUUGUAACGGUAGAUGUAAUGAAAAUAUCAAAGUCUCCGCCAAUAUAGUCUAGACAACCA
Seminavis robusta is the source of this 814-nucleotide messenger RNA. NCBI's taxonomy places the organism in Eukaryota, Bacillariophyta, Bacillariophyceae, Naviculales, Naviculaceae. The record is from the annotation of a GenBank genome assembly.